Molecule: messenger RNA, 1976 nt
Organism: Octopus bimaculoides (California two-spot octopus)
Lineage: Eukaryota; Metazoa; Mollusca; Cephalopoda; Octopoda; Octopodidae
Product: P2R1A-PPP2R2A-interacting phosphatase regulator 1
Molecular function (GO): protein serine/threonine phosphatase inhibitor activity
Source: RefSeq, a predicted model, not a curated record
CACACACACACAUUCACAGAUACAUAUAUACACAAUAGUAUACCUAUAUUACAUUUAUACACCUACAUAUACAUACAUACAUAUACAUACACACACAUAUAUAUACUCACACACACUCAUACACAUAUAUACUUACAUUUAUAGGCACAAACACACACAUACACAUUCACAGAUACAUACAUACACAAUAGUAUACCUAUAUUACAUUUAUACACCUACAUAUACAUACAUACAUACACACACACACAUACAUAUAUAUAUAUAUAUAUAUACUCACACACUCAUAUAUUUAUAUAUACACAUAUAUACUUACAUUUAUAGGCACAAACACACACACAUUCACAGAUACAUACAUACAUACACAAUAGUAUACCUAUAUUACAUUUAUACACCUACAUAUAUAUAUAUAUAUAUAUAUAUACACACACACAUAUAGAUACAUAUAUAUAUAGACGUGAGUAUAGAUUCAUGUUAAAAAAGAAAGGAGAGAAAGAAGAAAGAAAAGAAGAGAAAAGGAAGUCAAAAGAAGACAAGGGAAGGAAGAAAGAAAAAGGAGAAAUUAAACCCUCAAUUUAACAAACGUGCAGCAACAAUCCACUCGAUCUACUGCAAGGGCACACAUUUAUAUAUAUAUAUAUAUAUAGUGACCACCACUACAGACUGUGUACCAACAACACUGCAUUGUACUGCAGCUUGUUGCAAUGAUGAUGGAUAUUUACCUGUUUGUACCUGGCUAGCUGUACAACUGGGUACAGGUGGAGCAACAGUGACUGCUGCCAAGUCAGUAGCCUGUUGACCGAUUUGGACAUCUUUUUGCCACUCAUGAGACAAUCUUAUACACAACCUCACAUACAAGCAUAAAACACACAUGCACGUGCACAUACACACAAACAUAUAUAUAUGUAUCAACGUAUACAGACAUAUAUGUAAAUAGACUCAUAUAUCUGUAUGUAUUUACAUGCAUAUAUUUGUAAUUAUAUAAUCUACAUCUGGUGAACAAUGGAAGUCGAUCCUCCAUCUGUGAGUAGCUGUCCCUCGACAGUAGGGACCAGCAGUUGUGGCACUGGAGGCCUGAAACGCUCAAACAGUGCCCCCAUGAUAAAUGUUCUGACUGUGUCGGCUGUUGACUACAGUCCAUCCUUGAUAAAACAAGAAUCGAAGAUUCGCAGAUUCAGCUCCAGUAACAUGUCGCUGAACAAUCUAAAUUCAAAUCUGAAAAUUCCUGACAGAAUAAACCAAAUUAAAAGAGAAGAAAGCCAUAUCACUGAUCGAGAAACGGAGCAUGAAAGACAAAUACAGAAUGCCAUUACUAUGUCUAAUUCUUGGGAAGACUUUUCUUUGGAGGAAGCCAUGUUACCUGAAAGGAGAUCACGGUCCUGCAGUGAAUCCCUGUCCAUAAUUACACUGCCAGCCAUGGCAUGUGGGUCACCUUCUCCACCGCCACCACAGCAACGGCUUGGCAAGCAAUGUUUUUCUCCGUCUAUGCAAGUUCCUGUGAAAAAUGUUGCGUUUUUGUCAAGUCCUACGCACAGUCCGAACACAAAAACAUUGAUGAGUGGAGACGGUGAAAAAUUUGAUUGCUACUUAACCCCACCGAAAAGACUCAACACUGGAACAUCUCCAGUCCGCAAUAUCACAGCAACACACCCUAAAUUCCUUACAAUGUCUUCCAACAGCAGUAUGGAUGAGUGCUGCAGCCCCGAACCCUGUAUACAACCACCGCGAAGUUUGAGUAUAUCAUCGCUGAGCCCGCUCAGCCCUUUGCAAAGUGGGAAACCUGCUCCUAUGUACAGCUUUACACCGGUGAGGGACACUCGAGACAUGGGCGCGACAGAUUCCGAGAACUCGGACAUGUCCGAAUCCACCGACCACAUUCUCGGACCCAUGGACAGUCCGAGCUUCCCUGGCAUGAAGCAGGCACCACCUGUGUGACACCACUCCCUGCUACAGUCACAUAGUCACAUUUCCCCCCCCGA